Messenger RNA from Tilletiopsis washingtonensis, 799 nucleotides. RefSeq lists its product as hypothetical. The record is from RefSeq and is a predicted model, not a curated record. The coding region runs from base 156 to 656 and encodes 166 amino acids. The transcript is spliced from 4 exons. Lineage: Eukaryota; Fungi; Basidiomycota; Exobasidiomycetes; Entylomatales.
CGUCGUCGGGAGUCCCAGUCGAAUCUGAGGCAGCAAGGGACUCGCGUUCGAGAUCCGCGAAGCGGGCGUGCUGUGUGCAGACAAGCGGGGCACUCGCGCAUCAUCGGUCAUUCGUGCUUCGCAAGCUUCUUUGCGGAGAUCUUGCUGCCGGGGGCAUGUUGGGUCACCCGUCGAUGGGCGCGGCUAUGUCUAGCUGCGCUCUGUCGUCUGAUGGUCCCACCAUCCGUUGGCAGCGAAAUCUCGCCGAGCAAGCUGCUCCAAGCGCAUCGGUCGCGUGCGUGCGAUCGACGACUCAUCGUCACGGCCACGACCGCAAAUCGCGAGGCCACACGCCUUUCGCGCGUUUCGCCAUCACGUCAACUCCUCCCGCGACGGUGGACAUCGAGUCCUCGAUGUACGCUCUUGCGGCAGGAGCUGCAGUGAGGACGAAAGAUCUGGCGAAAAGCUUGUGGCCUUGUGAAGUGUGGCGUCUGCAGUGGAAGGUGCGUGUGCGUGCGCCGCUCCAUCCGUCGGCGGCUGACACUGGGCCUCGCCUUUCAGCAUGCCGAAACCCACCCGCAUGGCCAAACGCGCAUGCCGCUCGACCGCGAACUCGCAGACUCGCAGCUUUGCAAGGGCCAAGCGCUCGCUCGUGCGCGGCGCACAUCUACGUCUAGCUGUGCGCCACGACUAGCGACGUGUUCCCCUCGCGCAGCAGCGAAUCAUUGGCUCUUCCGGGCACGCGUCUCGUGGCCGUUGCCCUUGGGCGAAAGAGCCGGUCGCUCUCGCCCGACCCCUGUCUGCUGUGUUGAAGAUCCAG